AUGCUGGAAAGAGCUAAGGUUCUCAUGGAAGGUCCUUGGAAGAUCAUGGAUCACUACAUCACGGUGCAGAGAUGGCGUCCCAAUUUUGUGGCAGCGAAAGCGAGUAUUCCUUCUACGGCAGUUUGGAUUCACAUCCCUGGGCUUCCUAUCGAGUACUUCAAGGAAAGUAUCUUGUGUAAUAUGGGUAAGCUUGUUGACAAACCACUUAAGAUUGACUACCAUACAGCUUGGUCAACAAGAGGACGAUUUGCUAGAAUAUACGUAGAAAUUGACCUAGACUCUCCCCUGUUGUCUAAAGUUCGUAUAGAAAAUAGGGUAUACAAUAUUGAAUAUGAGGGUUUGCACUCUAUUUGCUUCAAGUGUGGUGUUGUGGGUCACAGAGUUUCCGAUUUUUUUGUUAAUCAGAAAGAAGUCCAAGGAAUAGAGAGGCCAACAUGGAACCACAAGUGUCAUAACAUGAAGGUAGGCAGGAAGUUGAGGAACAUGAGAAAAUUCAACAAGAAGAGAAAGAAUUAG
Molecule: messenger RNA, 516 nt
Organism: Hibiscus syriacus
Lineage: Eukaryota; Viridiplantae; Streptophyta; Magnoliopsida; Malvales; Malvaceae
Exons: 1
Coding region: 1-516 (171 amino acids)
Source: RefSeq, a predicted model, not a curated record